AUGAUUGCAAUAUCGCUAAAAGCUCCAUUGUCAUCAAACAGCCGUUCACCAAAAUCGUUGGUUGAAUCAAAAAUUGUUACAAUGCCGCUUGUGUAUACUCCCUUGGUUAAAGAGAGAAAAAAGCCUGCUGUAAUACAUGAUUUAACAUUCAUAAUUGAUGGGUAUCGUUGUACCAUUAGGCCAGCAUACCCGAUCUAUCUUACUACAAUCAAGCCAAAAGAUUUGAGAGAAACUGCAGUUGCGAAAAAAAAAUGCAGAGUCAACAGGAGCACCAGUAACUUACCACAACUUGUUCGGCCCUUCAAAGACCCACCACAAUGUCUCUUUCCACCGCCAUACAAUCCUGAAAGUAAAGCAUGGGAGGAUUUGUUCUUGAAGCUGCCUUUAGAUGUUCGUUGGAUGAUAUACGAUCAACUUUCAAUCGUCAGACCAAACCCGGUACCAGUUAGAUCGCCUCUUUCUUCUGCCUAUAAAGAAAAUCACAAGCCUUCAUCAAACUCUCACGCUAUUCUCGGAGUGAGCAAGUCGAUUCAUCAUGAUGCUGCUGAGUACUUUUAUACCAAAACUAAUUUUGUUAUUGGAAGUUGGAGAUGGGAUCAGGAACCCGAACUUGAGCCUUCUCCUGAUGGUUUACAAACUUUUCUUUCUUGGACCCCCCGUCAUUAUGUCAAUUGCAUAACUAAACUUACUAUGCUGGCCCGUCUUGUCGUUUACUUUAGAAAAACGGAAUUUGCACAUGCGGAUCUCAUGUACUUUGAGGCUAUGACAAUUGCCACAAAAGAAAGCUUCGUCAAUCUGCGAGUUUUGUCUGUUUUGUUCACUGAGUUUGACGGUGUAUGUGUUCCAGAUUGUCCACUGGAUGUUGGAGUUAAGACAGAUGGAUGGCAUGACACUGUCUACUCUUCGUUCAAGACGUUGUUGAAUCAUCAGAAUCUUGAAGAGAUAUACUUGGGGGUGGACUUGAUCGGAAAGCCAGCUCGAUAUAAAGGAAACUCCGCUUGGGACCAAUUACCAGAUCGUGAAGCUUUCAUGUUGAUCAAAGAGAUGGUAAAGUACGCUACGAUGGAGCACGGUUCAUGGAUAUUGUAUGGCGAAGAAGACUGGGACAGCAUAUUUGCACGGGAAGAAGACCACAAAAGUUACUACUAUGAGCCUGAGCUCUGUCCGAUUGCCAGAAAAGUUUUCAUAUAA
Botrytis fragariae is the source of this 1191-nucleotide messenger RNA. RefSeq lists its product as uncharacterized. The coding region runs from base 1 to 1191 and encodes 396 amino acids. NCBI's taxonomy places the organism in Eukaryota, Fungi, Ascomycota, Leotiomycetes, Helotiales, Sclerotiniaceae. The record is from RefSeq and is a predicted model, not a curated record. The transcript is spliced from 2 exons.